AUGAUGAAUAAUAUAUUAUCAUCUAAUGAAGACUCUAACUCAAUCACUGAUGAACAAGAGAGUGUUGAUUUAACAGAAGUAGUUCCAUCAUCACUAAAUACAGACAUCAUAAUACAGAGUAAUAAUGAUACAACAGCCGAUGAUAAUAAUCAUGAUAUAAGAAAUAAUAUUUCCCCCUAUUCAAACAUUCCAAUAACAUCAGAAGAUGCGAAUGACAAUAUAACUGAAACACAUCCUAAUGAAAUAAUUAAUGCUAAUAGAGAAUCAGAUAACGCAUCUAUUAUUGAAGAUAGUAUUGAUAAUUUCAAUGAGGACAGUGAAAGUAGAUCAGAAAUUGAACCAGAUAGUAGUACAAUAACAAUUAAUGAAAGAGAUAAUAUGUAUAAAAGACCCAGAGAAGAAGUUGAUGUACAGGAUAAGGAAACAGACAGUACAUCAAAUAAUGAUAUUAUAGAAACUAGCUCAUCCAGAUUAUCAUUCUCCAAGAAAAAUUUACAAUCUUUAGUUGGUCACAGAAGUAAUAUUACAAACCUAAUCAUAGCAUACCAACUUAUCUACAAGAAAGGAAGUCUGAUCCUGUAA
Molecule: messenger RNA, 582 nt
Organism: Henningerozyma blattae CBS 6284
Lineage: Eukaryota; Fungi; Ascomycota; Saccharomycetes; Saccharomycetales; Saccharomycetaceae
Exons: 1
Coding region: 1-582 (193 amino acids)
Source: RefSeq, a predicted model, not a curated record